Sitodiplosis mosellana (orange wheat blossom midge) is the source of this 5130-nucleotide messenger RNA. It is a transcript of the gene Uggt, whose product is annotated as UDP-glucose:glycoprotein glucosyltransferase. The record is from RefSeq and is a predicted model, not a curated record. Lineage: Eukaryota; Metazoa; Arthropoda; Insecta; Diptera; Cecidomyiidae. The transcript is spliced from 16 exons. Gene Ontology annotation, molecular function: UDP-glucose:glycoprotein glucosyltransferase activity. Gene Ontology annotation, cellular component: endoplasmic reticulum. Bases 380 to 4993 code for a protein of 1537 amino acids.
GUUCACCAAAUGUCAAAUGUGUCGCACGCUCAUUGGUCGGAGCAUUUGACAGCCAGAUACGGCAAAGCAUAUCGUGUCAUGCAACAAUAGCGUUAAAUGACACCGCCAAAUGAAGAAGAAAAAAAAACGUAUACAAGUUGUUCAAGACUACCACACAAGCAUCGCAGCGAGUUACAUGCAAGCCAUAGAGAAGAGAGAAAACAAAAACUAGAACAAACAAAUAACGUGAGGUGCGAUUUUUCAUUUUCGUGUAUUAAAUUCGACCAAAAUGUGGUAUUAGAUACGGUAGUCGUGUUAAAUUUCUAGUUUUUAGUCAAUUCUUAAGAAAAAAAAUAGUGAAAAGUUGUAUAAAUAUUGAGAAAAAGUUCAAAUUUUAGCAAUGAAGCCUCUUUGGAGCUUAGUAUGUUGUUUUUUAUUCGCCGUUCAGUCAUUGGCCAGUAAAAGUCAUCCCAUCACUACGUUACUCAAUGCAAAAUGGCAUACAACACCAAUUUGUCUUGAGAUCUCUGAAUUUUUAUUCGAUGAAAGUCCAAAUUUAUACUGGGAUUAUGUCAGCGCUUUAAAUACACUACCGCAACAGCUUCAUGAAUUAGAUACCGAUGCAAAGGUUUACAAAUCGGCUGUGUCCGUUGCCGAAAAGUUGAUUGGCCCAAUUCAGUUGUCAUUAUUGAAGUUGGUGCUCUCAAUGCACACGAUGUCACCACGAGUGCAGGCUCAUUUCCAAGUCGCCCGCGAAGUUCUCGAACAAGGUGAUUGUAAAACCGAUAUUUUCAUAACGAUUGGCAGCCGUGUCGCUUGCAGCCUCGAUGAACUUAAGAAGGGAUUGGAAAAAGCCAAAAACGCCGAUAAACAGGAUCAAAGCGAUGAUAUUUACAGUUUUGAUCACAUCUACCCUGGCAGUGAAAACAAUACCAUUACAGCCAUUUUGUACGGUGAAAUUGGCUCAAAGAAUUUUAAAACAUUUCAUGAGUACUUAACGAAACAGGCUGAAAGUGGACUGGUGAAAUAUGUUUCCAGACAUUUUGUCAGAGAUACCGGUUUGAAUCGUGUUCGAUUGUCCGGCUACGGUGUUGAGCUUUAUCUCAAAUCCACUGAGUACAAAAGCCAGGAUGAUUCUCCACGUUCCGAUGAUUCCACAACCAUGGACGAUUCGAACGAUGUCGACAACGAAGUUGAAGGUUUCGAUUUUAAGAUAUUGAAAGAUCGCCAUCCAAGCUUGGCUCAUUCUUUGGAUCGUCUUCGUAGCUCACUUCUGGAGAAAACCGAUGAAAUUGCACCAUUAAAAGCAUGGGAGUUCCAAGAUUUGGGUUUACAAGCCGCCGAACGUGUUGCUCAAAUUCAAGGCGAAGAAGCUUUGCAAAUUUUGCAAUUCACCGCUCAAAAUUUCCCAUCUCAAGCCAAAUCAUUACUGCAUGUACGUGUGUCUGAUGAUUUCAAAAAGGAGAUGAAACAUAACACUGAUGUUCUGGGCAAAGAAUUGAACUUUCAACCACCGGAUGCGGCGCUAUAUGUGAAUGGACUCUAUUUUGAUGCCGAAUCACUCGAUGUUGGCAAUUUGGUCGAAACAUUACGGGGCGAGUUACGUGUUUUGAGCGGUUUACAUAAAUUGAAACUUGAAGGAUCGGUCGCCUCAGAUUUGCUUGCAUUGGAUCUCUCACAGCCAGACAACAUCGAAUUUGCCGUUGAUAUUCGGGACUCAGCCGUCGCGUGGAUCAAUAACAUCGAAACUGAUGCGAAAUACCGCACAUGGCCAGGAACAGUUUAUGAUCUGCUUCGACCAUCGUUCCCAGGCAUGGUGCGCAGCAUUCGUAAAAAUAUUUUCAAUCUAUUGGUUGUGAUUGAUCCAAUCAAACCGGACGGUCGUGAAAUCACCAAAUUGGUAGAGAGUUUUGUGGUUCACUCAGCCCCGAUUCGUGUCGGUGUAGUUUUUGACACAAGAAAAGCGGAUGCAAAAUCAGAAAAGGUCUAUCGUUCAUUGAUUUGCGCAUGGAACUAUAUCAACCAAGUAAAAAAACCACGGGAUGCACUUUCUUUCUUAACCGAUCUCUUUGCUUUCCAUAGUUCCGAUGAAGAUAUCAGUUUGAGUACGAUUCGAAAACAGUUUGAAAAAUCAGCAAAAGAAUUGAAUGCCGAGCAGGUGGAUGAGGUACUGGGGGAGGAUUCAGACUACGAUUAUGGUCGUCAACUUGCCACUGAAUUUGUUGAACGUCUUGGUUUUGAAAAAUCGCCACAAGCCCUCUUGAAUGGUGUUCCACUGGAAGAAACUUUGUUGAAUGAAAAGAAAUUUGAAGAAGCUGUCCUGUCCGAGGUGUUAAUGGCAACGGUACCAUUCCAAAAAGCUGUAUUCAACGGUCAAUUGACCGAUGAUAUGGAUGUUGUUGAUUACAUUAUGACCCAGUCAAACGUAAUGCCACGAUUAAAUCAACGGAUAAUGACAAAAGAAGAUGCAUCGUUUGUGGAUUUCUCAGGUGAACCACACAAGAGUUUGGAAAAUAUCAAAUUGUUGGCACAAUUGUCGGCACGUGACAUGACAGCGACUUUGCUACACAACUUAAAGUAUUUCACCACGAAAAAUUCGGAGGAGCGUGCAUUGGGCAAGAAAAUCAGUUUUCUCACCAUUUGGAUUGUGACCGAUGUAACGACUGAACAAGGCGCUGAACUUCUUAAGAAUGCUCUUUUAUAUAUGAAAUCAACAUCUGGCAUUCGGGUGGCAUUCAUUCCAAACACAGAGGGUGUUGCAGUGGCUGAUCGUUCAAAUUUGAAUCGUUUAGUAUGGUCUGCCGUAAACACUUUGCCUGGCCCAGCCGCAACAACAACCGUUUUGGAAUGGUUAGAGAAGAAAUCAACUGAAAAGGUUAUUCCGUCCGAAGUUAAUGAGGUUCUCUCCGAAUCCGAGCUACACCUGAAAAUGUUGCGUGUUUACUCUCAACGAGUCUUACAGUUGAAGGCAUCACAAAGUGCGGUUAUUUCAAAUGGAAAAAUCCUUGGACCAUUGAACGAGAAAGAAGUAUUUGUCGCUGAUGAUUUCGCUUUGAUCGAACGUUUGCACAGUUUCUUGCACGGUGAUAAGAUUCGGGAGGCUUUGAAGAAAUACGAUGACAUCGAAGAGUCAGACAGUUUGAGCACAGACGAUAGCGAUUUGAUUAUGAAACUCAUCGGUUUAUUGGUACCUCGACAAUCACGCACUCGUGUUUCAAUCCCAUCGAACAUUCGUGACUCUCAUACCGUUGUGAAUUUGCCGCCAAAACAAAGCAAUAUGCCAUAUAUCGAAGUGUUUGCCGCCUUGGAUCCAGCAUCGCGUGGCGCACAGAAAUUAGCACCAAUUUUGAUUCUCUUGAGAAAUGUGGUUAAUUGUAAUAUGCGUGUCGUUCUCAGUGUCAUGGAAAAACACAGUGACAUGCCAGUAAAGAACUUCUAUCGCUUUGUCAUCGAGCCGGAACUACAAUUCAAUCCCGACGGUAAAUACACUCUCGGACCAUAUGCCAAAUUUGUUGGCCUUCCAAGCAGCUCUCUGUUGACACAAAACUUACAGGUUCCUGAGAAUUGGCUUGUUGAAGUGGUUCGUUCGGUGUACGAUUUGGAUAACAUUAAGCUGAUCGAUAUCAAUGGUCCCGUGCACAGUGAAUAUGAGUUGGAAUAUUUGCUCUUGGAAGGUCAUUGCUUCGAUGCAACGACUGGAUCUCCACCACGUGGAUUGCAAAUCACACUAGGAACUGACUACAAACCGGUUGUUGUUGAUACCAUUGUCAUGGCCAAUUUAGGAUACUUCCAACUCAAAGCCAACCCUGGAGCAUGGAUUCUGCGAUUGCGUCACGGUAGAAGCGCUGACAUUUAUGAUAUUACCAAUGCUGAUGGACCCAACAGCAUCCACAGUCCAGACGGAACUCGCGUAAUCAUCAGUUCAUUUAGAUCUCAUGUGAUCAAACUUCGUGUAACAAAGAAGAAAGGAAAGGAGAGAGCUGACUUACUUGCCGAUGAUGAUGAAGCAAACUCUGGCAUUUGGAAUUCGAUCACAAGCUCAUUUUCAGGCAGCAAUCCAGAUGCAAAUGAAUCAGAAACCAUCAACAUCUUUUCGGUUGCUUCGGGUCAUUUGUACGAGCGUCUCCUUCGGAUUAUGAUGCUUUCACUUAUGAAGCACACAAAUAGUCCGGUAAAGUUCUGGUUUUUGAAGAACUUCUUAUCGCCACAGUUCAUUGAUUUCCUGCCGCACAUGGCCAAAGAGUACAACUUCCAGUAUGAACUCGUUCAAUACAAAUGGCCUCGCUGGUUGCAUCAACAAACCGAAAAACAACGAAUCAUUUGGGGAUACAAAAUUUUAUUCUUGGACGUGUUGUUCCCAUUGGAUGUGAAAAAAAUCAUUUUUGUCGACGCUGAUGCGAUUGUUCGAAGCGAUAUAAACGAAUUGAACACAAUGGAUUUGGGUGGUGCUCCAUACGCUUACACGCCGUUCUGCGAUUCGCGCAAAGACAUGGAUGGCUUCAGAUUUUGGAAACAGGGUUACUGGCGCAACCAUUUACAGGGACGCAAAUAUCACAUUUCAGCAUUAUACGUUGUCGAUUUGAAACGAUUCCGAAAGAUUGCGGCUGGUGAUCGACUACGUGGUCAAUAUCAGGCAUUGAGCCAAGACCCGAACAGUUUGUCAAAUCUGGAUCAAGACUUGCCAAACAAUAUGAUUCAUCAAGUUGCUAUCAAGUCAUUGCCGCAAGAAUGGCUUUAUUGUCAGACAUGGUGCCAUCAGAGAGAUUUUGCUAAUGCUAAAGUUAUUGAUUUAUGUAACGACCCACAAACGAAAGAGCCAAAACUCACCGCUGCACAACGCAUUGUGCCCGAAUGGAAGGAUUAUGAUGCGGAAAUCAAAAACCUACUGAACAGAGUACAAGAUCAAGAGCAUGAAGAAGAGGUGAUCGAACCAGAAGAAAAUAUUCCAACCGAAGCCGAGUCAAAGUCCAAAGCGGAUGACAGUGACGACAAAGCUAAACACACUGAAUUGUGAUCAUUGUUUGUUUUAAGUUUCACAUUCUAAGUUUUAAAUUGGAUGCUGACAGCAUCAUGCUGUACACAUUUUGUAUGUUCUAAAAAGCAAAAAGUAAAUCAAAAUUCCGAUCCAAUUCAAGGGUCACAGUGUCAAAA